Messenger RNA from Cryptosporidium muris RN66, 3075 nucleotides. Its product is annotated as ubiquitin family protein. The record is from RefSeq and is a predicted model, not a curated record. The transcript has a single exon. Lineage: Eukaryota; Apicomplexa; Conoidasida; Eucoccidiorida; Cryptosporidiidae. Bases 1 to 3075 code for a protein of 1024 amino acids. Gene Ontology annotation, cellular component: BAT3 complex. Gene Ontology annotation, molecular function: polyubiquitin modification-dependent protein binding; misfolded protein binding.
AUGAAUAAUAGUGAAGAUAAUUCAUCUGAUUCUAAUGCAGAUGAGUGCAUGCUAGAUUCAAGAGAAUUGUAUGACAAUCAAUAUGAAAUAUCCAAUACUGAACAAUUAACUAAUAGUAACUUAAAUAAUCAAAAUAAUGAAUUACAAAAAACAGACAAUAAUGAACAUAUUGAGGGUAGACAAUCCAAUCAACAUAUCCAAUCAGAGAGUACUUUAAACGAAACAAUAAAUAAUACUGGAGAUGGUUAUGUUGUUAUUGAAUCCAUAGAUGAAGUAAAUAGUGAUAAUGAAACUGAAUUAUAUGAAAUAAAUGUUAGACCUUUACAUGGACGUGAUCUUUCUGUUAGGGCUUCUCCAAAUUCAUCAAUACGUCAAUUAAAAGUAUUAAUUGAGGCUAAAAGUGGAAUAGAAGCUAAUAAUCAGAGGUUAAUAUUUAGAGGACGAUGUAUGCAAGAUGAUGAAGCUAUUUCUACAUAUAUAAAAGAGAGUGGUGUUAUAAUACAUUUAGUCCCAUAUUUAAGACAAUCUAAUAACUCAGAAUCAUCCACUAGUAAUAAUCAAAGUAAUAAUAAUACUAAUACUAAUAAUAUUAACAAUACUAAUAAUAUUAAUAAUACUAAUAACACAAGUACAAAUUUUAUUUCUGGUCUAAAUACUGCUACAUUUAGCCAUUUUCCCGGUGCAAUGAUGUUUGGAGCUGUACGUUUAGAUACUGGGGGUGAUGGUAAUAUUCCUGUAGAAGCUGAAGAUUUUAUGCAACGUAUUUUGAGAAGUUUUGGAGAAGCAGCAGUUGGUUUGAAUGGAGAAGGGGUAAUUUUAGGAUCUCAUACUACUAAUUCAGGAAAUGGGGGGACUAUAACUGGAAAUAUAGCAACAUUAAAUACUACAUCUAAUACAAACCAAGUUCCAAAUUUAAAUAAUAUAUCUACAUUUACUGGACUUAAUAGUUUAGUAAAUAAUCAAGUAGAAUCAGUUUUACCUGGGGGUAAUUCUAGUAGUACUCAUCAAACAAAUACAUCAUCAAGUAACCAUAAUGUAAAUACAUCUAUUAACAAUAAUAUAAGUAAUACUGGAAAUAAUUCAAAUACUGGAACUACUUCAGUUCCUGAUAAUAAUGGAGUAAAUACUCCAAUAGGAAGAAUUGGAUCUAUGGUCUCUAGAUUAUUUCAAGCAUUUAAUAAUCCUAAUAUUAUAUCAACACCUAAUUCUCAAGAUACAAAUAAUAAUCUCAAUACAGGAACAAAUAACUCUACGGUUAAUACAGAUACAACUAAUAUGGCAGGUAUUAAUAAUAAUAGAGUAACUGAAAAUGAAACUACAUCAAAUGAUACAUCAAGGAAUAGGAUAAAUCAAACUUCAAGUAUUAAUUGGGCUCAAUUAGCUCAUGCAUCAGGUUUAACUGGUGCAACAAGAGCAAGUUUUUUACCUUUAGGACGUCCAGGUUUAGCAGUUGCAACUGUUCCUGUUUCUAGUUUAUCUAUUCCAAUAACAAUUAGAGCUACUACUAGUGUUCCAAAUAUACAAUCAAAUGGAACAUCUCAAUCUCAUUCACAAAAUACAACUUUACCUCAUAAUACAAAUACAAUUUCAUCUCAAAAUAUAAAUACAAAUAUAAAUGCAAAUUUAUCUCAAAAUACUCAGAAUAUUCAUAAUGAAGCUUAUAGAAUUGGUUCAUUAAAUUUUUUUUCAAAUAUUUCAAAUAUCUUAGAAAGUUCUGCUAAUCAAUUACAAGUAGUUGCUCAAGCUAUUAAUACAAUGGCUAAUACUGAACCUUCCUAUAAUGGAUCAUCUACAUUACCACCAAUACCAAUAGGAAAUUCAAAUAAUUCUAGUAUCCCAGAUAUUUAUACAAUGUCACCAAAUGAAUAUAUUCAACAUCAUUCUCAUAGACUAUAUAUAUCAAAUGAAAUAAUUCAACGUUAUUUACCUUGGGAUUCUUUAAAUGAGAUUAUGAAUAUACUUGAAGCAGAUUCUGGAUGGCAACGUCCUAGAAUAACAAUACCUCCAUCUUUAAUAGAACCUCCUGAUGUAGGGCCUUUAGCUGUAUUUAUCUCAGUAUAUCUACAAGUACUAGCUAUUAUUCAGGUAAAUUUGAUGCAAAUACAAGCAUGGCAAGAGAGAUUUUCCCGUUUAGAUGUACCAAGAAUAUGUAGAACUGUUCAUUUAUUAGCUUUGAUAUCUCAUGUAUCAGCUCAUCUUGGAGCUUUAUUAGCUUGGUUAUUUCAUAAUAUGGCUCAACAUGUUGAACAAGAUCGCCUUGUUGAAUCUCUUCAAUGGGUACGUACUUCAAAUAAUUCAGAUAUAUUGACAUCUAAUUCUCAGAAUUUCUUAAAGAAUACUGAUUCUAAUCAUGAUAAUAAUCAUCCUGAAAAUUAUAAUAAGAUAGAAGAUUCUGUAUCCUCUAGUCAUCAAGAUAGUAAUUCUAUGAUUAUAGAUCAUAUUAAUGAUAAUUCUAUAAAUCAAAAUCAAAGAAGUCACUUAGUUAGAUCAAAGGAUGAAAUUGAACAAGCAGUAUCAGAUCAAGGAACUCCAAAUGAUAGAGAAGAUAAAAGAGCUAGAAAAAAUAGUGAUAUAGAGGUAUCAUCUGAACAAAGAAUUAUUAAUGAAUUACCUUCAAAUAUACGUGAUUCUUGGAUAUAUUGGACUGAAGAUAUUCAGGAAUUUUCAAAAGAUAUUUUUGAUGAUACAUCUUCUAACCCAUUUAGUAAUGCUUAUAGAAGUGGAGAUCCUUCUUCAAACAAUUCAAUUUCACAGGCUACAUCUCCUAUUCCAAAUAGUUCUAAUUUUGAUGGAGGGUCAUCAGGAAAUACGGUUUCUGUAUUUUCAAGUAAUAUCCCAUCAUCUUCUGAUCUACUUCGAAUGUUAAUUCAUCAAACUGAAUCUAAUCUUAAUCUUGAAAUAUCUGUAUCUGGUAUCCUCCAAGAUUUUGAAAGUUCAUAUCUUUCACUUUUAGUUAAUGAUUUAUUGGAAAGAGUUAGAAGUGAUUCUGAUUUCUUAUGUGAUCAGCAAAGAUUCCCUAAUAUUAAAAGAGUACUUGAAUACUUAGGGAAAUAUCAAUCAAGCAUAUCUAAAUAA